Molecule: messenger RNA, 1442 nt
Organism: Cantharellus anzutake
Lineage: Eukaryota; Fungi; Basidiomycota; Agaricomycetes; Cantharellales; Hydnaceae
Exons: 6
Coding region: 89-1228 (379 amino acids)
Biological process (GO): secondary metabolic process
Cellular component (GO): cytosol; cytoplasm
Molecular function (GO): hydrolase activity; carboxy-lyase activity
Source: RefSeq, a predicted model, not a curated record
AUUCGUGUGCAAGGAAUAAGGAAUUAAUAUUGGUGUUCUGAUCCAUCUCCUCGAGCCCGAGAGAAUCUUGGGAACUGCUGGCCGGCUCAUGGCUUCCCGUGCAUUGCUUGUGGACGUGCACACUCACCUGUACCUGCCAAGAUAUGCCUCCCUCCUGAGGCAACGAACCGCAGUUCCUCUAAUAAAAUCGAGGUCGGAUGGUGAUCGUUUGGUCAUAUUGGAGAACGAGCCUAGUGGGGGACGGCCCGUUGGACCACAGUAUUGGGAUCGAGACCAGAAACUGGCUUUCAUGGACAAGCACAACAUCGAUAUAUCAGUUGUGUCCACGGCAAAUCCAUGGCUGGACUUCCUUUCGCCGAGCGAGGCAACUUCAAUGGCUCAGGCUCUCAACGAAGAUUUGGAUGACUACUGUGCUACGGGGCCAAACUUAAGCUUAAGUGGCUCUGCAACUCUCAAGCGCCUUUAUGGGCUGGGCUUGCUCCCAUUAGUGCCUCGCGUUAGCACGGAAAGCGUGCUCGACGAGAUCGACAGGAUAGCAGCACUUCCCCACUUGCGCGGUCUAAUUAUGGGGACUCGUGGUUUGGGGAAAGGUCUCGAUGACGCGGAACUGGAACCAAUAUGGGCUCGUGUCGCAGAGAAGCGUGUCGUGAUUUUCCUCCAUCCCCACUACGGCGUUGGUCCGGGUGUCUGGGGCGAGAAAGACAAUGGGCAUGUCCUUCCCUUAGCCCUCGGAUUCCCAUUCGAGACCACCGUAGCUACGACUAGACUCAUUUUGGCAGGGGUGUUCGAUCGCCAUCCCGAACUCAAGUUGCUGCUGGCACACUCUGGAGGCGCAUUGCCUCAGCUUUCCUCUCGUUUGGCAUCUUGCAUUGUGCAUGAUCCUGUUGUGGCCUCGCGCCUGAAACACGAUGCGCGCUGGUAUCUCGGAAAACUUUAUUUCGACGCCGUGGCUUAUGGUUCCGAAGAGCUCGAUUUUGUGUCAUCGACCGUCAGUCGUGCUGUCAGAUAUGAUACCCAUUCGUCCGAAAGUCUUGUUGGGUCCUCUCACAUGAUGUUUGGCACCGAUCAUCCAUUUUUCCCGCCGAUUGACGCGGAGAAAGGCAUGGAAAAAUGGAUGAGUGUCGUAGAAAAUCUCAAAGCCAUUGAUGAUGUAGGUUCGUGGAGCGAUGCUGAGAAGGAUGGAGUGAAAGGAUCCAAUGCGUUGAACUUGUUUGGCAUACAAUCAUAGACCCACUGUGUUUGCAGCUAAUUAGCUCUUGGAACCCACUAUGCUCGUUCUACGAUAGGUUUUGGGAUCUGAAUUUUCAGACUAAAAUCUAUGUGUUGCACAGUCUGAUGUACGGCACUUGUGCUCAGGAUGUCAAUGGGAUUCACAGCCCUGGAUCGGAGGUUGCUUUCCUCGAUCCCACCACUGGUCUCUAGUAAAAACUUCCGUUUCCCCG